Messenger RNA from Rana temporaria (common frog), 2737 nucleotides. RefSeq lists its product as uncharacterized. The record is from RefSeq and is a predicted model, not a curated record. The transcript is spliced from 2 exons. Bases 319 to 2457 code for a protein of 712 amino acids. Lineage: Eukaryota; Metazoa; Chordata; Amphibia; Anura; Ranidae.
CUACGGAAAGAGUUUGACGAGAGCCUAGAAGUAUUGAUGUAUCGUGAAUGACCUGGAAGAUUCGUAGAACACGGAAGACUUCUUAUUCGGAAUGAUUUUUACAAAAAUUGAUCAAAGAAGGAAAGAUGACUACAAAAGAGAUGAAAAAUCUUAAAGAAAGAAAGUUGAUCAUCAUCGUCAUCGUCACAGGAUUCAUUUUUUUCUCUAUUGACAUUUUUAUCAGUGGUAAAAUAUAUCACAAACUGUUCCAGCCAUGCAGAGGUUAACAGGAUUGACAAUUUUCUCAAAGACAUUACAGUAUUAAGAAGCAAAAGAAAUAUGGACAAUGAUAUUAAUGUAGAUAACAAAUUGGAUAGGUUUAGAUAUACCAAUGUCAAUACAGCUGAUGAUUUGAUUGGGUAUAUAGCUGUAGGACAGGGGUAUGAGCAUUGUAUGGAAUUAUAUUUCAUUCAUAGUAAUGAGGUGGAAAUAGAAGUUAAAAUAGAGUCGAAAACCAAUUUUGUUAAAAUGCAAGGAUUUUAUAGGUCUAAUAACAUAACCAAGACUUUUGAAUGUAAUAUACUGAUUAGAGCUUUUUGGUCAUUAUUUAUAAAAGGUAAUGAUUCAACAAUCUGGUCAGGAGAUGUUAAUAAUGAUAUGUCAAGGUCUGGAAAAAUAUUUUAUCCAGUAGACCAGUAUUAUUACCUUUUUCAAUGUUUUGUAAAAAUAUUAGACCCAGAACAUCUAAAUAUAAUUGGAGAUGAAAAAGGAGACAUUGUAAGAAAAUGGGAUUUUAGAGUAAUAAGAAAAUCUACUCAGUUACGAGUCAAAAUUAGCAUUACUGUGGUAGAUAUUAUUGUUCCAGAGAUAAAAGUGUCACCACAGUCUUUAAAAGUCAUUGAAGAUGAAGAUGGAUUGAAUUUGAUGUGUAGUACUCAGAUAUAUUUACCUCAAAAUUCAUUGUUAACUUGGAAAAGGAAUGGUGAGUUUUUGGGUAGUUUUUUCCACAGUACAACUAAUAUAAUUCACAAAGGAAUCUUUGGUAAUGUGAAUUGGAUCAAUGAUAAAUUUAUUUAUCAUCAAUCAGGUGUAUCUUUAAAUGAUACUGGUAUAUAUGAGUGCUGCAUAUUAAUAGAAGGCUAUCCCUUGAAAUGUGCUAAUGCAAGUAUAAUUGUCAUGUCCCCAGGGAAAACUCCAUGUGUUGGUAAAAACAGUGUUUUUGCUAAUCCCUUCCAGAUUAACCAUUUACAAUCCAGAGCUCUAUUGAGAGAAGGAACAUUCGUCAUUAUAUUGUGGAACUUUAAUAUUUCAGAAUGGAAAAUUUCUACAAGGUUUCCACAAUGUCAAAGACAUUUGGUUAAUAUGGAAUUGGGUAUUGAAAGAUGGUUUGGAAUCAAUAGUCAUAACAGAAAUAGACGUGGUAUUGUCGAAGGAGCCCUAGGGGGCAUAGGUGUAAUUGGCAGCAUUGCAAAUAGUAUGGAUAUUAACACGUUAAAAUCUGAUCUUGAGUCAGCAGGUUUAGUGGGAAGUAAAGGUUUUAAGAUCCAAAGAAACUUAAAUCAGAUAUUAGAAGAUAUGGUUAUUAAAACAGCCAAUGUAAUGGGUCCAUCCAUACUACAUCUUCAGAAUAUUACUCUCAAUUUAAUGACUAGUGAAGAACAUUCACAUAUUGCCAGACUAUGUUUAGAAAUUCAAACAGAAUAUUCCACUAAUUUUAAAAUAAUUGCACAAGCUUUUCAGAGUGGAGUUACCCCUCUUGGUAUAUUGCAGAAUUUACCCAGAGAAUAUGCAUAUGCAAGAAAUCAUACUGAUUUAUGGGUAAAUAAAUGGUUAGGAUGUAGUCAGGAUGUAUGUUACAGUUCUUCUAUGAUUCCUAUAGCAGGGAGAGAACAAAUUUUGGUUCCAAUUACUGUUUUGGGAUUACCAAUUAGUGAUACUCAAUUAUUAUUUUAUAAAUUGCAGUAUACAGAUUUUGCGCUUAACAAGGAUAAUUUGGAAUUAGAACAAUUAGAUUUGUCAUCAUGUUUACAAUUUCAGUCUAAAGUUAUUUGUUUACCUAAUCAAGAUAAAAGGAUAUUUCAUUCUUGUUAUCAUAAUCAUACAUUAUGUUCUGCAAGAAUAGAAACAUUUGAAGCUUCUUCUGAAUUAACUACUCUUGUAGAUAAAAGGAAGGUUUGUUUUCAUCAAUUUAAAAAUAGUAUAUCUAUUUGGGGAAAAACUUCAAUUACUUCCGCAGCAGGAAAUAUUUUAUCACAUCCUAUAGUUAUUAUUUUUAUUAUUAUUAUGUUAUGCAUUAUAUAUCAAUUAUUUUUAAUGUUUAGAAUGAAAAAACUGUAUAAGCAAAUCAGAAAUGAAAUCAAGAAAGGUGACGAUAUGUUGCAAAAUAAGCUUAAAAGGAGAUUAGGUUUUGGAGUUGCAAAUUCGAUGACAGGUGACAAUGCAUUUGGAGUUAUUAGAUCAAAGUCAGAGUGUUUGUGACAUAAAUGGGUGUAUAAAUGAUUAGGAAAUAUGGUCAUUAUUCAUAUUUCAGAGGGGAAUGUUAUAUUCUAAAAUCCCUUCCGGAAGGAUUUUAUAAAGAAUAUAUAUAUUCUUGUUAAUAUGAAUGAAUGUGAGACUGUUUGAGCUAUUAAUUUUCUUGUGUAAUUCGCUGAAUUCGAGAUUUGAAACUCCAAAAACGUAUAAGUUUGAAUAUGAAAUAUAUAUAUAUGUUCAUUUGAAAUGUUUAAUGUUUUAAGUAAAGAAUUGUAUUUGAUUGGAA